AUGACUGUUUUCCGUCCAUGCAGGCAUAACAUCCAUGUAGAUGCAAAGGUAGAUGUGGAUGUAAACGCAAACUGCAAUGCAAAUGCGGAUGCAAACACAAAUGCACCUGCAGUUGCCAAUCCAAAUGCAAAUAUUAAUGCAGAUGCAAAUGCAAAUGUAAGUGCUAAUGCAAGUGCAAAAACAAAGGCCACAACUAACGUAACUACAAACGCAAAAGCAUACGUGAUUGCAAACGCGGAUGCGAAUGUAAAUGCAAUCGCAAAUGCAAAUGCGUAUGCAAAUGCGUAUGCAAACGUAGAUGAAAACGCAGAGGCAAACACAAAUGCAAAGGCAAAUAUCAAUAUAAAUGCAAACGCAAAAGCAAAAGUUACUGCAAACGCGGAAGCAAAUGUAAAAUCAAGCGCUGUAAAUACAACUGCAAACGUGAAUACAAACGCAAAUUCAAAUGCAAAUCAUAUUUUAAAUGCAGACGCAAAUGCUGAUGUAAAUUCAAGAGCGGAUGCAAAAGUAAUCGUUAAUGCAAAUGCGAACAUAAGAGAAGACGCAAAUGCAUAUGCAAAUGUAGAUAAAAAUACAAAUGCAAACACGAAUGCAAAGGCAAAUGUCGAUGUAAAUACAAACGCAAGAGCAAAUGAAAAUGCACAUGCAGAUGCAGAUGUAAACGCAAACUGCAAUGCAAAUGCGGGUGGAAAUGCAAACAAAAAUGCAGAUGCAAGUGCAAACACGUAA
This is a messenger RNA of Ctenocephalides felis (cat flea), 729 nucleotides long. Its product is annotated as circumsporozoite protein-like. Lineage: Eukaryota; Metazoa; Arthropoda; Insecta; Siphonaptera; Pulicidae. The coding region runs from base 1 to 729 and encodes 242 amino acids. The transcript is spliced from 4 exons. The record is from RefSeq and is a predicted model, not a curated record.